Kalmanozyma brasiliensis GHG001 is the source of this 1635-nucleotide messenger RNA. Its product is annotated as Amino acid/polyamine transporter I. Gene Ontology annotation, cellular component: membrane. The coding region runs from base 1 to 1635 and encodes 544 amino acids. NCBI's taxonomy places the organism in Eukaryota, Fungi, Basidiomycota, Ustilaginomycetes, Ustilaginales. The record is from RefSeq and is a predicted model, not a curated record. Gene Ontology annotation, biological process: transmembrane transport; amino acid transport. Gene Ontology annotation, molecular function: transmembrane transporter activity. The transcript has a single exon.
AUGACGGACAUCAAGCAAACCACGAGCGUCCACUCGGUCAUCUCGAGCGGCGCCGGUGCAGAUGCCAAGCUCGCCUCGCUGGGCUACAAUUCCGAGCUCAAGCGCAACCUGAGCAUGUUCACCAUCCUGGGUCUGAGCUUCUCCAUCAUUGCCGCGCCCUUUGGUCUGAGCACGGCCUUCUCGAUCGCCCUCACCUGUGGUGGACCCGUGACCAUCCUCUACGGCUGGCUGGUGGUCUCGCUGAUCUCGCUCUGCAUGGCCGCCUCUCUCGCCGAGCUGUGCUCCAUGUACCCGACCUCGGGCGGAGUCUAUGUAUGGGCCGCCUUUGUCUCGACCAAAAAGUGGGCCCCCUUGACAUCGUGGAUCGUGGGCUGGGUCUCUCUCGUCGCCAACUGGACCCUGUGUCUCUCGAUCAACUUUGGCGGCGCUCAACUCAUCAUGGCGGCCAUCUCGCAGUUUAGGGGCAACGAGUGGGCGCCCGAAGCUUGGCAGACCAUCCUCACCUUCUGGGCGUGCAUGCUCAUCGCCGCCGUCGUCAACGCUUACGGCGUCAAGUACAAUUACCUGGAUCGCCUCAACACGUGGAGCUUCUACUGGACCGCCGCGGGCACCGUGAUUAUCGGCAUCACCAUCCUGGCGCGCGCCAAGGACGGGAGGAAGGAUGCCGAGUUUGUGUUUGCCGGGUGGGAGAACUCGUCGGGGUGGCCGGAUGGGUGGGCGUUCUUUGUUGGGCUGCUGCAGGCCGCGUACACGCUGACGGGGUACGGAACCGUCGCGGCGCUGUGCGAGGAGGUGGCCGAGCCGGAAAAGCAGGUGCCCAAGGCGAUCGUGUGGUCCGUCGUCGCAGCCAGCAUCACCGGUUUCGUCUACCUCAUUCCGGUGCUAUUUGUUCUGACUCCGGAUGCUGCGGAUCUGCUCUCGACGGCGGCAGGGCAGCCGAUCCCCGUUCUGUUCUCACUCGCCACAGGUUCGGCGGGUGGCGGCUUUGGUCUGCUGUUCAUCAUCCUCGGCGUAUUCGCUUUCGCAGGCAUUGGUUCGCUCACCGUCGCCCUCCGCUGCACCUGGGCCUUCGCCCGUGACGGCGCGAUCCCAGGCAGCAAAUACUGGGCCAAAGUCAACAAGUCGCUCGACCUCCCCCUCAACGCGCUCAUCCUCAGCACCGUCGUCGUCUCGCUCCUCGGUCUCAUCUACCUCGGAAACACCGCCGCCUUUUCGGCCUUCACCGGCGUCGCCACCAUCUGCCUCAGCAUCAGCUACGGCAUCCCCAUCGUCAUCGCCAUGUUCCGUCGCCGCAAGAUGCUCGAAGGCGCCCCCUGGAACCUGGGCCGGUUUGGAUACGUGAUCAACGCGAUCACGUUUGUGUGGAUCGUGCUGGCGACCGUGUUGUUCUGCAUGCCCACGGCCAAGGAUGUCACGGCACCGACGAUGAACUAUGCGAGCGUGGUGUUUGCCUUCUUCUUUGUGCUCAGUGCGGCUUGGUGGUUCGCAUGGGGCAGUCGGCACUAUGUUGGUCCGCUCGGUGCUGCGCCGGAGGACGCGGUUGCGCAGAUCAGGCCGGAGCACGCCCAUGCGGCGCAUAAGGAGGACGCAAAGCCGACGGUGGAAGUCGCCAGCCACAGCUCGGAGGAGAAGUAG